Messenger RNA from Theileria annulata, 1452 nucleotides. RefSeq lists its product as uncharacterized. The transcript has a single exon. Lineage: Eukaryota; Apicomplexa; Aconoidasida; Piroplasmida; Theileriidae. Gene Ontology annotation, molecular function: protein phosphatase activator activity. The record is from RefSeq and is a predicted model, not a curated record. Gene Ontology annotation, cellular component: nucleoplasm; protein phosphatase 4 complex. Bases 1 to 1452 code for a protein of 483 amino acids. Gene Ontology annotation, biological process: protein dephosphorylation.
AUGUUGGAAAAUGAUUUAGAUGAUUCGGAGUUGAUGAAACAUAACGUGAAGAUGGAACAUGUCAAGUUUUUCCGAGAGUUUGUGCGUCAUCACCAAGUGGUUCCUUUGAACAAUACCUUGUUCUACGAGUUGAUCCAAGCAAACUAUAGGAUCAAUUACCUGAAGGACGUAGUGUUACCGCGGCAUUUGGACGAGUUUUCAAUCCAGCGAAUAAACUCCACACUCUUCUCUAAUAUGGCGGAGAUCAUGAACAUUAUCUUGAACGAAGAGAACAACUUUUUUGAACUCUUAAAGUCAAAGCUGUCAACCAAUUACAUGGCAGCGCUAUUUUUGAGAGAACUGCUCCUGGUAACUCGAUCCACAAACCUAAUCUCGCAAACUGACAGAAACUCACUCAUACUCAUGGUGCGUAACUAUCAACUAUUAAACGAGUUAACGGGGUACUUAGAUGGUAGCGCUCAAGCAAUUACCAUUUAUCGAGAAACACUUCUACCACUCAAUUUGCAGUCCAAUCAAUAUUAUCAUACAAUUAAACGCUUUCUCACCACUCAUAAUAACAAGGAUACUAUGGAUGUUAAUGGGGAUAGUGUGGAUACUAAUAAUGCUUCGGAUAAAGUGGAUGAGUAUGAUGGAUUUGACUUUAUUGAGAAUCUGGAAAAUGAUAACGAUGAUACUGGUGUAACGUUGGAUAGAGAUGAGUUAAGGCCUAAUUUGUUGUGUACUGGUAGACAUAAGUUGAUAGAACCAUUAAGUUUGGUGAUUGAGAUUUUUCACAUUUGCCAGGAAAUAUUCCCAGCCAUACUUCGUUCUGCAGUGUUCAUUGAUGCUGAGGUCAACAAGACGCCGAAACUGUUCCUGAGCCUGUGUGACAUUUUGCUUCGUGAGUCGAACGAGGGUUUACAGUCCCAAACGAGAGAAAUCAUAAGCCGACUCCUAGACCCUAAAAGCAUGGACCUACCAGACAAAGAUGAGGUUUGCAACCUGUUUUAUGACAAAGGGGUCUUAGACUAUUUAAUGUCAUAUCUUACGACAGGUUACCCUGAUAUGCCAGAUAAGAAGGAAGAAGUUGAUACCAAUAACAAUAUUAAUACUAUGGACACUAAUAAUAGUACAACUAGUAAUAAUACUGGUAAUAAUAAUAAUUUGGAAAAUAAGGAUGAAAAUGGUCUUAAUAAAGAUGGUGAAAGAAAGGAUAACAAGGAAGUAUUGAAGGAAACAGCGGUCCCCACCGUGACAAGUGAACUACGAGUAAACGCAAUACUUAAUAUAAUGGAACUAUUAUGCUUAUGCGCUAGGGAACAUAAGCACAGAUUUAAGCUAAGAAUCCUGUCCCAAAAAAUACCACUAAAGUUGAUCAAAUCUUCAAUGUGCCCAUAUGACAAAUUCCUAGUCAUUGGAUCAAUCAAAUUUAUCAAAGUUUGCAUACAAAUGAAGGUUCCAAUACUUAUUUAG